CAAUGCGGUUCUAGUCAGAAUCCCAGAAGGGGGGUUUUGGUGUUUGUUUUGAUGGAAUAUAACAAUCAUCAGCAUGGAUGAAUCUCAGAAAUACAAUGUUGAGCAGAACAUGAAAGUUGCAAGAUUAUGACUUCAUUCUUAUAAAGUUAAAAGACAUUAAAGCUGUGUGACAGGGAAUGAAGGAUGGCAGCACGCCGUGCAUUAAAAGCUGUUUUGGUGGAUCUCAGUGGCACACUUCACAUUGAAGAUACAGCUGUGCCAGGCGCACAGGAAGCUCUUCAAAGGUUACGUGCUACUUCUGUAAUGGUUAGGUUUGUGACCAAUACAACCAAAGAGAGCAAGAAAGACCUCUUGGAAAGAUUGAAGAAAUUGCAGUUUGAUAUCUCUGAAGAUGAAAUAUUCACUUCUCUGACUGCAGCCAGAAACUUGGUAGAGCAGAAACAAGUCCGACCCAUGCUGCUGGUUGAUGAUCGGGCCCUACCUGAUUUUAAAGGAAUACAAACAAGUGAUCCUAAUGCUGUGGUCAUAGGAUUGGCACCAGACCAUUUUCAUUAUCAAAUUCUGAAUCAAGCAUUCCGGUUGCUCCUGGAUGGGGCACCUCUGAUAGCAAUCCACAAAGCCAGGUAUUACAAGAGGCAAGAUGGCUUAGCCCUGGGGCCCGGACCAUUUGUGACUGCUUUAGAGCAUGCCACAGAUACCAAAGCCACAGUCGUGGGGAAACCAGAGAAAACGUUCUUUUUGGAGGCAUUGCGGAGCACUGGCUGUGAACCUGAGGAGGCCAUCAUGAUUGGAGAUGAUUGCAGGGAUGAUGUUGGUGGGGCUCAGAAUAUCGGCAUGCUGGGCAUCUUAGUCAAAACCGGGAAAUAUCGAGCAGCAGACGAAGAAAAAAUUAAUCCACCUCCUUACUUAACUUGUGACAGCUUCCCUCAUGCUGUGGACCACAUUCUGCAGCAUCUACUGUGAACCAUUAUGUGAAUCAGAAGCAACUUGAAACGCAGCUUUUCAUUGUCUGGAAAGAAUCCCUCAACAACUUAAUGCCAGUGCCACUUAAUGACAGACAGAGACCACUCAGCCCUGGUCACCAUUUAACCCUCUUGUUGGGCAGUAAUUAGAAAGAAAGGUAUUGAAUUGCAGCCAGACACCAAGCCUGGCUAAUCCCUUUUGUCUUUUUUCCGUAAAAGAAGAUGAGAUCCAAAGAAAGGGAAAGCUGAGAUUUUGUGCCAUUCCUUUUAAAAUAUUCAUCAGGUUAGCGGCGCUGGGGAAGAGUCUCCUGCAGGGAGCCUGUUCUCUGCUGUCUCCUCGCUGGUAAAUUGGAGGGGUUCAGACUCUGAAUAAAGUUGAAUGGUGUUUUUUAAGUUAUAAAGUAUUGCAUUGAAGAGAGCAUUAGGCUGUAGUUUUAAUAUUGAGUUCAACUGUGAAAUCCAUCAGAAGUGCCAAGUAGGGUACAGGGCAGAAGAAGCAGAAUAAAGUGUCCUUUAGCCCAAGUGAAGGAGUGAAUUUGCUUUAACAGAUGUUGAAAACUAGAUUAGCUACUGUAUUAUUCCCAGCACGGGUGACUUCUUUUUCUCUUCGUUAGCCAGAGAUGAGUAAUUUAAAUUUAGAACCUGGUUUUAAUUUAAAAUAAUAUUUCCAUUAAUAACCUAUUCAUUGCAGAUACCUAUUAUACUGUGUAACAGUUGUUUUGGAAAUUUUAUGUAAAAUUAAAACUAUCAGUAUUUUACAGAUGUUUUAAUUAGACAUUGUUAUUAACAGGAACAGUGCAGAAACUGAAAUCAAGCCUUUAAUGUCUUAUAGACCAGGCAUUUUUGAGGCUAGUGUCCACCCGGGUCCUAUUAACUGUACAUUUGCAAGAUUUCAUUAUUUUUGCCUCUGACACUAUGGGAAAAAUCUUUCAGAAGCUAUUGGGACAGAUUCAAGCUUUUAUGUACUUGGUUACUAGGGCUGUAAAAUGAAAUCUCGUCUUGCAGCAUGGAUUCUUCUUCUCAUGUUAAACCCACCAAAAUGAAGGGGACUAAAUAGGUAAUGAUUUUCUUAGUGCAUUUGCAUACUGUGAUGAUCCUGGGCCUUUGCAAUUGUUUUACUGGGCUCUUGGGCACUGGAUUAUUAGCUUGUAAUUGUCCAUUAUCGUGGUGCUCACCUUACUGAAGCGCACAGCAAUGUGUUAAUGAGCUCUGGGUUUUGAUGCUUGUUUAGAGAUCAGCUUGGUCUUGGAUGGGAGGGAGUAAAGCUAAAUAAAUGGCCGCUUCCUCUCCUUCUG
Aethalodelphis obliquidens (Pacific white-sided dolphin) is the source of this 2257-nucleotide messenger RNA. It is a transcript of the gene HDHD2, whose product is annotated as haloacid dehalogenase like hydrolase domain containing 2. Gene Ontology annotation, biological process: dephosphorylation. Gene Ontology annotation, molecular function: phosphatase activity. The coding region runs from base 184 to 963 and encodes 259 amino acids. The transcript has 7 exons. NCBI's taxonomy places the organism in Eukaryota, Metazoa, Chordata, Mammalia, Artiodactyla, Delphinidae. Gene Ontology annotation, cellular component: cytoplasm. The record is from RefSeq and is a predicted model, not a curated record.